Aegilops tauschii subsp. strangulata is the source of this 1922-nucleotide messenger RNA. Its product is annotated as AAA-ATPase At3g50940. Lineage: Eukaryota; Viridiplantae; Streptophyta; Magnoliopsida; Poales; Poaceae. Gene Ontology annotation, molecular function: ATP binding; ATP hydrolysis activity. The record is from RefSeq and is a predicted model, not a curated record.
AUGCACGCGGAACUGAAUGACCGUGGAAUGAAGUUUGACAAACUAAAGCUAGGCCUUACCCCCAGCUCCCCACCCAAUUCAACAUACACCAUUAUUUCCUCACACCCCUGUUCCACAUCAGGAACAGAGAGGAGGAAAACAGGAACAGAGAGGAGGAAGACAGCCCCCAACCAAACCAAGCACUCCAUCCACCCCCUUCACACACACACAGAAAAAGAGUACAGGAAGGCCAUGGCGCCGUCGUACGACAAGACCAUCGCCACGGCAGCCUCGCUCGCGGCGUCCCUGAUGCUCGUCCGCAGCCUCGCAAACGAGCUGCUGCCGUCCGAGGUGCGCGACGCGCUGUCCUCCGCCCUCGCCAGCCUCCGCUCGCGCAUGACGUGGCAGCACACCAUCGUCAUCGAGGAGACCGAGGGCUGGUCCAGCAACCGCGUCUACAACGCCGUCAAGGCCUACCUGGCCACGCGCAUCAACGCCAACAUCAACAUGCAGCGCCUGCGCGUCAGCAGCGGCGAGGACGCUGAGAAGAUGGUCGUCAGCAUGGAGGCCGGGGAGGAGAUGGCAGAUGUGUACGAAGGAGCGGAGUUCAAGUGGUGCCUGGUCACCCGCGAGGUUAGUGGUGACCCGAACAACGGCGGCGGCGGGGCCCGGGAGAUCAGGUCCUACGAGGUGAGCUUCAACAAGAGGCACAAGGAGAAGGCACUUAAGGAGUACCUCCCGUUCAUCGUCGCCACGGCCAAGGCCAUCAAGGACCAGGAGAGGAGCCUUAGCAUCUACAUGAACGAGCGCUACGACGAGUGGUCCCCGAUUGGCCUCCAGCACCCCUCCACCUUCGACACCCUUGCCAUGGACCACAAGCAGAAACAGUCGAUUGUCGACGACCUUAACAGGUUCAUCAAGAGGAAGGACUACUACAGGAGGAUCGGCAAGGCGUGGAAGCGCGGGUACCUGCUGUACGGCCCUCCGGGCACUGGCAAGUCCAGCCUCAUCGCCGCCAUCGCCAACCACCUCAGGUUCGACAUCUACGAUCUCGAGCUCACCGGGGUCGACUCCAACUCCGAUCUUAGGAGGCUUCUUGUCGGAAUGACCAACCGGUCCAUUCUCGUGGUUGAGGACAUCGACUGCACCAUUGAACUGAAGCAGCGGGAGGAAGAAGACGAGGAGCAAUCCAAGUCCAGUUCUACAGAAAAGAAGAAGGCAGAAGACAAGGUCACACUGUCUGGGCUGCUCAAUUUUGUCGAUGGCUUGUGGUCGACAAGUGGGGAGGAAAGGAUCAUCAUCUUCACGACCAACUACAAGGAGCGUCUUGACCCGGCACUUCUGCGGCCUGGCAGGAUGGACAUGCACAUCCACAUGGGGUACUGCACAACGGAGGCUUUCCGAAUUCUUGCCAACAACUACCAUUCCAUCGACUACCAUGCCACCUAUCCAGAGAUCGAGAAGCUGAUCGAGGAGGUGAUGGUGACGCCUGCAGAGGUUGCCGAAGUCCUGAUGAGGAACGACAACACUGAUGUUGCGCUCCAUGAUCUUGUCAAGCUCCUAAAGUUAAAGAAGAAAGAUGCCUCUGAGAUCAAGACUGAAAGUAAGAAGACGGAGAAGAAAGAUGCCACUGAUGACAUCAAGAUUGAGGGUACGCAGGUGGAUGGGAAGAAAGAUGGUGGUGAGAUCAAGACUGGAAGUGUGCAGGUGGAGGAGAAGAAAGAUGACAAAGAGGUGGUGGUAAAGAAUGUUCUUACAGAAAACGGAAGUAGUUAAGAGUGCGGAAGUUAACGGUGACGAAAGAGUGCGCUUACCAUGUAGAUAGAUCCUACAGGAGAUCCAUUGCAGCAUACAUAUGUUGUGACCAUUUUGACAACUAAAAACAUUGCAUUUUUGUAGUUCGAUGCAUCUGUACUUUUUAACAGUGUGUUUCUAAAUAAUUU